CCCACGCGCCGGGUCUCCCAUGACGCCCGAGCUCCCCGGCCGGCGACAAUGACCACUUCCCUGCAAGAUGGGCAGAGCGCCGCGGGUCGGGCGGCUGCCCGGGACUCGCCGCUGGCCGCCCAGGUGUGCGGCGCUGCCCAGGGGAGGGGCGACGCCCGCGACCUGGUGCCGGCACCCUGGCUGCACGCGCGGGCGCUCCUGCCCCCUCCGGACGGGACCCGCGGCUGUGCUGCAGACAGGAGAAAAAAGAAAGAUCUUGAUGUUCUGGAAAUGCCAUCUAUUCCAAACCCUUUUCCUGAGCUAUGCUGCUCUCCAUUUACAUCUGUGUUGUCAGCAGGCCUGUUUCCCAAAGCAAAUUCAAGGAAAAAACAGGUAAUUAAAGUAUACAGUGAAGAUGAAAUCAGCAGGGCUUUAGAGGUACCCAGUGACAUAACUGCCCGAGAUGUUUGCCAGUUGUUGAUCCUGAAGAAUCAUUACAUUGAUGACCACAGCUGGACCCUUUUUGAGCACCUGCCUCACAUAGGUCUAGAAAGAACAAUAGAAGACCACGAGCUGGUGAUUGAAGUGCUAUCUAACUGGGGAAUGGAAGAAGAAAAUAAGCUAUACUUUAGAAAAAAUUAUGCCAAAUAUGAAUUCUUUAAAAACCCAAUGUAUUUUUUUCCAGAGCAUAUGGUGUCUUUUGCAACUGAAACCAAUGGUGAAAUAUCCCCCACACAGAUUUUGCAGAUAUUUCUGAGUUCAAGCACAUAUCCUGAAAUCCAUGGCUUCUUACAUGCAAAAGAACAGGGAAAGAAGUCCUGGAAAAAGAUUUACUUCCUUUUAAGAAGAUCCGGUUUAUAUUUUUCUACUAAAGGGACAUCAAAGGAACCACGGCAUUUGCAGUUUUUCAGCGAAUUUGGCAAUAGUGAUAUUUAUGUGUCACUGGCAGGCAAAAAAAAACAUGGAGCACCGACUAACUAUGGAUUCUGCUUUAAGCCUAACAAAGCAGGAGGGCCUCGAGACCUGAAAAUGCUCUGUGCAGAAGAAGAGCAGAGUAGGACGUGCUGGGUGACCGCGAUUAGAUUGCUUAAGUAUGGCAUGCAGCUGUACCAGAAUUACAUGCAUCCAUAUCAAGGUAGAAGUGGCUGCAGUUCUCAGAGUAUAUCACCCAUGAGAAGUAUAUCAGAGAAUUCCCUGGUAGCAAUGGACUUCUCAGGCCAGAAAAGCAGAGUUAUAGAAAAUCCCACUGAAGCCCUUUCAGUUGCAGUUGAAGAAGGACUAGCUUGGAGGAAAAAAGGAUGUUUACGCCUGGGCACUCAUGGUAGCCCCACUGCGUCUUCACAGAGCUGUGCCACAAACAUGGCUAUCCACCGGUCCCAACCAUGGUUUCACCACAAAAUUUCUAGAGAGGAAGCUCAGCGAUUGAUUAUUCAGCAAGGUCUAGUGGAUGGAGUUUUCUUGGUACGGGAUAGUCAGAGCAACCCCAAAACUUUCGUACUGUCAAUGAGUCAUGGACAAAAAAUAAAGCACUUUCAAAUUAUACCAGUGGAAGAUGAUGGUGAAAUGUUCCACACCCUGGAUGACGGGCACACAAGAUUUACGGAUCUAAUCCAGCUGGUGGAGUUCUAUCAACUCAAUAAGGGCGUUCUUCCUUGCAAGCUGAAACAUUAUUGUGCUAGGAUUGCACUUUAGCCAAACAAGAAGUGACUUGUUAAACUGCUGAAGAAAAAGGACUCAAGAAAAAGAAAGACCAUAAAUAAGGGUGAAAGUAUU
Messenger RNA from Eubalaena glacialis (North Atlantic right whale), 1752 nucleotides. It is a transcript of the gene GRB14, whose product is annotated as growth factor receptor bound protein 14. NCBI's taxonomy places the organism in Eukaryota, Metazoa, Chordata, Mammalia, Artiodactyla, Balaenidae. The coding region runs from base 49 to 1671 and encodes 540 amino acids. Gene Ontology annotation, biological process: insulin receptor signaling pathway; negative regulation of insulin receptor signaling pathway. Gene Ontology annotation, cellular component: cytoplasm; plasma membrane. The transcript is spliced from 14 exons. The record is from RefSeq and is a predicted model, not a curated record.